AAAAUAAAAAAAAAAAUUAAAAAAAAAGAAAAAGUUUAUAUUCGACCAAUUGCAUAUCUUCAAUCGUCGUUUAAAUUGAUCUUGCUGCUGCUGCUGCUACUACUUGUUGCUUUUGGGCCUUAAUCACACAUUACACUGGGGAGCCUAAAAAUACCCCCCAUUUUUGUCAAUUAUUACCAAACUGUAAUAAGAUAAUAAAUGACCUUCUCUUUUGUAGUAUGAACCACCCUACCACCACCACCACCGGGUUUCUACGGCACAUGACAUCAUAGUGAACGGACACUUUUUUUGUGUGUGAUAAAGAGAAAUGGGUGACUUUGCUUUUUUUUUAACCUUCCGACCCUAUUGGUAAUCUGGGGUAAAAAUAUAUAGGUCUUAAAAAAAAAGUCCCCUGGGGGGGUUACUAUUACCUGUUUCUACGAUAAACACACACCACAAAAAAAAUAAUUUUAGAACAUGCAACCUUCCACAACAUUACGUGCUGUUCAUAAGCCCUUGAUUCAUUUCCUUGGUCCCAGAGCUAGUCUCUGGAAAGAUGCACCUCAUCACACUGGUCCUCACCCUUUAACACCUGCUAAUCUUGUUAAGCACGUUGCUAAGGCUAGUACUCCCGCCACUCCUCCCAAGGCUGCUAGUGCUACUGCUGCCUCUCCCAAGGCCACUGUUGGUGCCUUGGAAUUCAGUCAGUUGGCUGCUCGUUACCGUCGCGCACCUAUUUCCGAGGCAGAAAUGGAAGCUAUUGAGAGUGGUGGAGCUACUUAUAUUAUUUAAAAGUGGGGGAUAAUAAUAAUAAUAAUAAUAAAA
Mucor mucedo is the source of this 804-nucleotide messenger RNA. RefSeq lists its product as uncharacterized. The record is from RefSeq and is a predicted model, not a curated record. The transcript has 3 exons. The coding region runs from base 457 to 771 and encodes 104 amino acids. NCBI's taxonomy places the organism in Eukaryota, Fungi, Mucoromycota, Mucoromycetes, Mucorales, Mucoraceae. Gene Ontology annotation, biological process: 2-oxoglutarate metabolic process.